AUGAUUAAUCCUGCUGCUGCUACAAUGAAACUUCCUCUUCUGCUCUUCUUAGCUUUCUCUUCAAAUGUUUAUCCAGCUAAAAUGCCAUUAACCUCUUGUCGGAAACAUUAUUUAUCAGGAAUUCGUCAAUCACAGCCUUUACCCAUAAAUCUUGAAGAUGAAAAAACUGUAAAUAUAUUAUGUAAAAUGCCUGAGUCAGCAGAUGAUGGGUUCGUAGAGACCAUUGUUCAUAGUGGGAUAAGUAAGGGAGCCAUUGUGGAAGGCAAAAAAAGCAUUAAUUAUCAAAUGCCUGAUUUGAAUUGGAUGCGAGAAGUUUUAAAAUCUUCAUAUUGCUCUCAAACACUCACAAUUGAUUGGAGGAAUGAAGAUGAAAUGAACCGAGGAAAUAUAGAAUUUAUCACUUUACUUAAUGAUUCAUUCAAUAUAACAUAUGAUUCAGACAGACCAUUAAUGGAACUGCCAUUAGCACAAUCUCAAGUUGCAAUUCGGCACGUCUUUGUUUCUAAGGGUAGAGUGAAGCUUCAAGCUUCUCCCUUGCAAUGUAGGCAGAACAUAGAAUCUCCAGUAGACUGUUUGUUUACUAACAGACUCCAAAUUAGUUUGUUGGCGCGAAAUUGGAAUUUCAAUUUUGCAUUCCGCACAGGUGUGAAUAAUCCGUUUUUCAUCGCUCUCAGACAGCCAAACGGAAGUCUGAACCUUGCUAUAGAAAAUGAUUUUUUCAUCAGAAUCAAUGGAAAUUCCAGUAAUGCCGUAGGCUUCCUCACAGAUUCAAACUGGCAUUCGGUCAGUAUAAGUGAAAACAGCGGCUUGACUAUUGAUAAUUACGAAAUUCUGCCGUUUUCGGAAGUAGUAAAAUUUGAUAGUCUUUUAAUAGACAUUAAUGGAGAUAUUUUGGUAACGAAUGAAGAAGAUGAAAAGGAAGAAUGCAUGUCUCUUAGAGAUUCUUUUAUUCCAUCGGAAAUAGAAGAAAAUGAGGAACCAUGUGCUGGCUGUGAUUGUUCCAUAUUAGGAUUGUUUUUCAAAUCAUUAGCAUCGCCAUCCACCUGUCCAUCCAAAAACGAAGAUGACGGCGAUGCCUAUCAUCUCAUCAGAGAUUCAGACAAAUUGUCUUUUUUCCAUAUUGCUGAGGAUACACCAAGAAUGGACAUACGAACUGCUUUGACUUUUAAAUCAGAUUCUGAUGCCGGGUUACUUCUUUUUGGUUAUUGGAAUUUUGUCUCUCGAGGACGAUGGCAAGUACACUAUCGAGGGUCACAUCUUAUAGCAAUCAUGUGUGAGCAAGAAGAAGAAGAAGAGCAAUGUCGUCAAUGUUCAAUUCAAGGAAACAAAGGCUUAGGAAAUGAUGAAUGGCAUAAUGUGGCAUUUUUUGCUCACAAUUCUCAACACUAUCUGAUUUUGAAUCAAAAAAUUUGCCAACUACAACAAAUUCAUCAGCAGAAGAACAUCAGCAUUGCUGACUUGUACUCGGUGCCUAAUGUGGUCAAUCAUGGAGGCAUUUUCAUCGGAGGAACAUAUUAUGAAAUAAAGAAACCUGGCCUCUACAUGAAUGAUAUUACCAUCAAGUAUUUUGAGAAUACAAGAGAGAAGAUACCUUCUCUACGAGGAUGUGUCAAAGAUGUGUACAUAAAAGGAGAAAAAAUUCAUUUAUCGACAGUCUAUGAAGAACAAAGGAAAUCUAUGCUAGUUGAUUACUCCGAUUUCCAAGCUUUCUCUCUUAUGAGCGGAUGUUUGGUAUGUGAUCCGUUGUGUGCUGAGGAUGUACGAUGUCGAGUUCCUUUCCAUCACCAUGUAGGGACAGGAAAAUGUGAUUGUUCAGACAUUUAUGCAAUAGAAUCAGAUGAUGGAUCAUGUAAAUUACACAAAGAACAAUCUGUUCCUUUAUCUACAAAAUAUGUAAAUGUUAUGCCUUUCAUCAUGACUGUCCCAUCUACAAGAGCUCUAAUUCAAAAUAUCUGGAUCAAGUUCAAAUUGCCAAAGAACUUCCAAGACAACUUGGUCAUUGCGGAAUUCAAUAACCAUCGCGAGAUGCUGUUCCGAGUUUUUGCAACACCAGAUGGCCGCAUCAACACUCAGGCGACCCCUAGUGAUUUGAAAGUUUUUGAGCCUGAUGCAUCCAAGCUUAUUGACAAGUCUGAUAGCCGUGUCCAUCUUCUUGUAGUUAGGAGACGAACUCCUAUUGGAACCCGACAGAACCAUCAAAGAUAUGAGUUGAUUAUUGAUGGAAGUCGUUAUGAAAUUCCUGACUAUAGUCGUUCAUCUCUCAAUAAUAUAACUCUGAACAUUCUGGAUGACGCAUCUGUAGAUGAGAGCCCUGUCAUUCAUGACAUAGGAGUUGGUUAUGAACCUGAUGAGCAUACUUUCCACUCUUCCAAAUCCAAUAAAAUCUAUCAGAUUGAUGUAUUUGAUGAAUUGCUCAGUCAUGUAUCAUCAUUCCCCGAGAAGGAAGAUGAUUUAGGAUUUGUUGACCCAUACUUAUGGCAUGAACAAGAAACGCAGCAGAAAGAUGACCAAGAACACAGUUUUUCUACUGCUCCUUUUGGAACUGUCGAUGAGUACACUCCAGAUACAUUCCAACCCCAAUCGCUAUUGCCCAUAUCUGCUCAAUUUCUUUUCUAUGCAAUGAUAGCAUUCCUCACUUUCAUACUGCUUCUUUUGUGUUUCUUCUGCUGCUAUUGGUGCAUUCGAAGGAAUCGUAAAUCUACUAGGGAUAGUACAGCUUCUGACACAAUCAAUAUGUUAAGAAGUAGUCCAGAUUAUCCUGUGAAACUUCGUCGAGAUUUCAUGGAAACGACAUCGUUACACGAUGACAGCUCAAUAGGUACCGAUGACACAGAUUUAAAUGCAUAUAGAGAUAUACAUUCCCAUAGGGUCAAAAUAUAUCGUGAAUCGAUGGUUUCCAUAUUAGUCCCUUCCCUUGAUUAUACUCACGAAGCUGCAAUUGUUAAGAGGCAGAGCCUCAACGAGGUUACAUCACCUUCCCCUCCCUUUUCUUCAAGCCCGGCGCCUUUAGUUGACGUCCAAGAAGACGAUUAG
Messenger RNA from Auanema sp. JU1783, 3033 nucleotides. Lineage: Eukaryota; Metazoa; Nematoda; Chromadorea; Rhabditida; Rhabditidae. The record is from the annotation of a GenBank genome assembly.